Messenger RNA from Spodoptera littoralis (African cotton leafworm), 585 nucleotides. The record is from the annotation of a GenBank genome assembly. Lineage: Eukaryota; Metazoa; Arthropoda; Insecta; Lepidoptera; Noctuidae.
AUGACGAGUCGUUAUAACAAUGCAUUAGGUCGGCAAUCUGAAGGGUUUGGUGAUCAUUUAUGUCCAGUAGAAUGUAUAACCAAAUUGCUGUUAUUUAUUGCCAUCGUCGUCGUAAUACUGCUUUCUUUCCAGUACAUACCUCUAGGGAAAUUCCACCUAAAAUGCGACCCUGAAUGUUGCAACAGCGCGAAACCACCACCACCUCCAAAAGAGAUGCACAGCAGUACCAUGUGUUGCCUCUGCGAUGUGUACCAAAGGCUGUUACAAGUUGGGCAAGUCUCAUUGGAAGUGGUGGAAUUGUUUCUGUGCGCAUCUGUAAAAGUUAUGUAUUCAGUCAAGUUGAGGUUCUAUGAAGUGUUGGAUAUGCUGGAUAGAGGUGACCUCCGUCGGUCGGUGUGUCGCAAAAUCGAAGAUGUACUGGAACCUUGUCUGGAACCUAUCUCCAAAGUUCCUGAUUCAGAGACCACUGGACCUACUCCAUGUUGUAAAGAAAAGGUAAUCUGCAAGUGCGACAAACCAGAAAAAGUAACUUGUGGAUGCAAAACUGAGAAAGUGAUUUGUGAGUGUGGCACGUGCCCCUGUUGA